AUGGCCUCUGCCUGUGCUUCGUCAGCCAUUGCUGCUGCUGCUGUUUCCAUCUCUUCCUCAAGGCUGAUUGUGGGGGAAACUAAGGCUUGUUUGUUUGGAGGAAGAAAAUUGGGAGUGAGCAGUUUGACAGCAACAAAGAGCAGAAGAUCAGUGUGUGCUGCUGCUGUUGCUGAUCCCGAUAGACCACUGUGGUUCCCCGGAAGCACACCUCCCCCGUGGCUCGAUGGCAGCCUUCCAGGAGACUUUGGGUUUGAUCCUCUGGGCUUAGCAUCAGACCCGGAGAGCUUGAAAUGGAACCAGCAAGCAGAGCUUGUCCACUGCAGGUGGGCUAUGCUUGGUGCGGCCGGCAUCUUCAUUCCGGAGUUUCUAACGAAAAUAGGGAUCCUCAACACCCCAUCAUGGUACACUGCAGGGGAGCAGGAGUACUUCACCGACACAACCACCCUCUUCAUAGUUGAGCUAAUCCUGAUUGGUUGGGCAGAGGGCCGGCGCUGGGCCGACAUCAUUAAGCCCGGGAGCGUCAACACGGACCCCAUCUUCCCCAACAACAAGCUCACCGGGACGGAUGUGGGCUACCCUGGAGGUCUCUGGUUCGACCCCCUCGGCUGGGGCUCCGGCUCCCCACAAAAGAUAAAGGAGCUCAGGACAAAGGAAAUCAAGAAUGGGCGCCUCGCCAUGCUGGCAGUCAUGGGCGCCUGGUUCCAGCACAUCUACACAGGGACAGGCCCCAUAGACAACCUCUUUGCUCACCUAGCCGACCCAGGCCAUGCCACCAUUUUCGCUGCUUUCACCCCAAAAUGA
This is a messenger RNA of Striga hermonthica, 801 nucleotides long. Lineage: Eukaryota; Viridiplantae; Streptophyta; Magnoliopsida; Lamiales; Orobanchaceae. The record is from the annotation of a GenBank genome assembly.